UUUUAAUUUCCAACAAUUUAAGUUUUACUUGAUUUUAUUUUGUGGGUUUAUUUGGGAUAUGUUGCAAUAUCUUACAAAUUUGAUUCCUGUAGAAUGAAAAAAAAAUCCGGAAGUGUCAAAAUGAUUGUCAAACUGACAUAAGUCACAUGUAAAAGGUUAUGUUUGUGACAUUUAUAAUUAUUGUUGUGCAGCAAUCUUAAUUAUGAUAUAGAUAAUCAUAGAUCAUCAAAUCAUCAUAUAAUAGUAUAAUGAUCUAUUGUCUCGGGAAGUACAUGUAAAACUAUUAGUGGGUGUAUAAAUUUUUAGUGUAUUUUUCUUGCAAACGUAAAGAUUUUGUGAUAAUGUCAAACCGUGUUUCCCAAUGUACAGAUUUUCUUCAACAAUUAUCUAUAUCUACAGAUGUAAAUAAAAGCAAUACUGUGGUGCAUAUGGUUAACAAUUCAGCCAACAAUCCAGUCAGAGCAAAUGUGCAUGUACAGCAUGUUUCCUCAAAUCAUCAACGAGAUAAAGAGUUGCAGACCCCUAAGAAGGUCAGAAGAAGACCAAGAUUUAGGAAUAGACAUAAACACAAAGACGACGAAGAAGAUGUUUCUAGGCACUCAGUGUCUUCAAAUUGUAGUCGUUCAUCAUCAACAAAUUUUAGAGAUUUAUUAUCUUCUCCAAGUACCAGUGCUGGGAAAUCUACUAACAGUCCUAGACAACGAAUACCAUCAGCUAGUACUAACCCAGCAACCAUUGAAGAUACAACACCAGUAACAUUCUCUAUUCAAGCUGUUACGACUAACACAAACAGUAAAAUUAUAAGGCAACGUAAUAUUGAAGAUAAAUUUAUCAAUUUGAGGUCUUUCAUUGACAGUCGAUCAUCCUCGUGUUUGUUUGUCACAACGCUUUUUAAAAAAUCAGGACAAAAGACAAAUAAAAUUAAAUGCCGCAAAUAUGCCAAGAAAGAAUCUAGAAGAGAAAGAAAGAAAAAAGAACAAGAAAGGGAACAGGCAACAUUCAGUGAAUAUAUGGACCAAAAAGAUAUUGAUGAAGGUUUGGCAAAUGGUACUUUGGUGAAAGGUUUUAUUAGGAUCAACCCUAAAAAUUGCAGAGAAUCAUAUGUUAAUAAUGAGGAUUCUAGUAUUGCAGAUUAUUGCAUAACAUCUAUCAGUGACAGAAAUCGAGCAUUAGAGGGUGAUCAAGUGGUGUUACAGCUCACACCUAAAAAAGAAGGAGAUUCUUCUAACCAAAAUCUAGCCAAGGUGGUUUCAGUACUGCAAAAGGUUUUCUUAAAAUGGAUCGAUAACGAAGAAGGCACUUUUGCCCUAUUCGCUCCCAGAGACAAAAGGUUUCCUCCCAUGAGGAUUUCAGAACUGUAUUUACCAACAGGUUUUAAAGACAAGCCAAAGAAGUUCGAAGAUAUCUUAUUUGUAGGAAAGUUAUUAGACUGGGAAGUUCCCAGUUAUGCUAAAGGUAUUCUAAUUGAGAAAUUGGGAGAAUCUGGUAAUCUCCAAAUUGAAUCUUUGUCAAUUUUGAAAGAGAAUAAUUUAGAUAUAACACCCUUUAGUGAGGAGAUCGUAAAUAGUUUGCCAGAUCUUAAAGUUAUUCCUGAGAAAGAGUUUGAAUAUAGGGAGGAUUUAAGGAAAAAAUGUAUAUUUACAAUAGAUCCUGAGUCUGCAAGGGAUUUAGAUGAUGCUCUCUCAGUAGAAAAUUUGCCAAAUGGUAAUCUAGAAGUAGGAGUCCAUAUAUCAGAUGCAGCCUUUUACCUACAAGAAGGUACAGAACUGGACCAAAUAGUUAGCCAGAAAGCAACUACGAUUUACCUGGUAGAUAAAGCUUACCAUAUGCUUCCCAUUGAACUUUGUUUAGCUUGUUCCCUCUUGCCUGGUGAGGAUAAGUUGUCAUUUUCUGUAUUUUGGGAGAUGACCCAAAAUGGGGACAUUGUAAAUAUGAGAUUUACAAGAAGUAUACUUAAUUCUUGUGUUAAGUUGGCUUAUGAGCAUGCUCAGUCAGUUAUAGAAAACCCAGAUAAGGAGUUUAGUGUCGAGGACUUUCCUCAAAUUUACAAUGGAUUUGAACCUAAAGAUUUAGUGAAUGCUAUCAAUAUUUUGCAAGGUAUAGCUGUAAAAUUAAGGGAGAAACGGAUAAAGAAUGGUGCCUUACGAAUUGAUAAUCUAAAAUUAAUGUUUUCACUUCAUCCUGUAUCAGGUGAACCCAUAAGUUAUUCUAUUUAUGAAAACAAGGAAUCGCAUCGUUUAAUAGAAGAAUUUAUGCUUUUGGCAAAUAUAUCGGUAGCACAAAAGAUCUAUGAUGAUUUUCCAGAAAUAGCAUUCUUGCGAAGCCAUGAACCGCCCAAAGUUACCAUGUUAACUGCUCUUCAAGACAAAUUGGCCCUGUAUGGCAUGCAUUUGGACAUAUCGUCUUCUGGAGCCAUAGCCACAUCACUCAAGAAGUAUAUUACUGAUGAUUUUAUAGGUCAAGCUAGAGCUGUAGCUCUCAACCACUUUACUUCAAAAGCAAUGAUAAGGGCACAGUAUUUCUGCGCAAGUGCAAAAAACGGCGUCGAAGAAUUUAAACAUUAUGCUCUCAGUAUUCCUAUUUACACUCACUUCACUUCUCCGAUUAGAAGAUACGCAGAUAUUAUGGUUCAUCGACUAUUGGCAGCCAGUUUAGGUUACACCAGUCCACCUAAAUGGGACGCGAAAUACGUGGAGGCCAUCGCUACCAACUGCAAUCUCCAAAAAUACCAAGCCAAAAAAGCGGGCGAUGCAAGUAUAGACCUGUAUCUGGCACACUACAUAGAAAAUGGCCGACCCUGCAAAGAAGAUUGUGUCGUCGUCGACGUCCGGGAAGAUAAAAUCGAUGUGGUCGUGCUAAAAACUGGAACUGUUCUAAGGAUAUAUGCAAAUUGCCAAAUUUCUUUACUAGAUAGCGACAAAACAAAUGUAUGCCCUUGGUUGCCAGGAACUAUAUGGACCUAUGAGGAAAAGAAACUGAUCAUUCAUUUCCAAAAGUUCAACAAUUUCGAAGCGGCUACCGUACCCAUUGACGUUUUUUCCAUAGUGAAGAUCACUAUGCGAAGAAAAGAUUCCUAUCAUUUACAGGGUCGUUUACUAAGGCCUGAGUCAGCCGGAUCGCCUGAGAAACAUAAAACGCCAAGAUAUUUGCAGAAGCCUAAAAACCCAAAAAGAGAGGCGCGUAAUUCGUCCAGAGCUGCUAAAUGGAGAGAAGAAGGACCUAAGAAGAAGGAAGGAAAGAAGAAGAGUAAAGAGUAGAAAAGUUACGUGGCUGUAUAUAUACUUAUCUACAUGAUUUUUUUGAAAUAGUGAGUGAUAUGAUAUAAUUUUUACUUCAUUGCCGUUGUAUAUACAAUAUUUUUUAUUUGACGCAAAGUUGUACUAUAAUUUGAAGAUUUUUAAAUAUUGUGUACAUAGAUUAUACGAAUACUCUUCUAAAUCGUAAUUGAAUAUAAUAUACAGCAGCUAAUUUUUUAUAAAUUUGUGCUGACGUAAAAGUUUUGCUUGAUUUCUCCCGUUCCUGCGCGUCCACUUCUACAUUUUUAGGAAACAAUUUAAAAUAUGCAAUAAUAAAUAGUUUAAGAAAAGAUUCUUCUGUUGAUUUUUACUAUAUUGAAAAAUAUUUUAUUCCUUCAUUAUUAUAAACAAAAAACCAAU
Diabrotica balteata is the source of this 3656-nucleotide messenger RNA. Lineage: Eukaryota; Metazoa; Arthropoda; Insecta; Coleoptera; Chrysomelidae. The record is from the annotation of a GenBank genome assembly.